AUGUCGGCAACUGCUGUGCUCUCACAGUUGAAAAGUCUACUUGAAAAGACCCAACAAUUAAAGGGGAAAUUGUCUAAGGCCUAUCCAACAGAUGACCAGUGGGACACUUUGAGCGACUUGAGUCUAAAGCUCUCAGGAGCGUCGAAAGCGGUUCAGGAGAGCAUCCGUGUGCUAAAGGAAUCGCGAUCAGAGCGAGCGUGGAAGGAAAGCGAGAAACAUAGGUCUAAAGCGCAGGCAUCGACGGGCGAUCUUUUCGCGAAAGGUCGAUUGAAACAACCAGUCAUCUUCAGGAGAAACAUCGUUACCAUAUUUGAGGGCCCGAAAGACUCCAGGUUCGAUUCCGAGGACGUAAAGUUCCGGAAAGAAUCUACCCGCAAGAGAUGCGAGCUCAUCCGACGCUUGAGUCCUGAUGGGAUAAUUUCAUGGGCACUUUCUUUCGCACCUACCCUUUGGGCUGGAGGUUCGAUGGCCUCGGAUGUAUUCACCUGCCUCCUUGACGACAUAGAGCCCGAGCUGCUCCAGACAUGGCCGUUGGUGAUACGAGAGACAUUGCACCUGCUCUUGGAAGAUGAAGAAUCUUUACGCCGGUCUCCUGAAUACGACGUUUUUCUUAAAGCAAUUGACGAUCCAUUACGAAAGCCAGUACAACAGAGAAAACGGCGGCGUACCGAAGACGAAAGUGAGCAACGGAACCCGGUACACGGAAGGGAAUCAGUUAACCGCUCUGUGAACAGUCAGGUUGCAGAGGGCGGCAAGGCAUGGCCGAGUCAAGCUGCGAUGAGAAAAAAGACAAACACGGAAUCGGCAAGUCAAGGAGACGUCUUCGCCCUCACCAUAGAAGACGCACGAUACGCUCUGUCCUAUGACGAAGGUGUUCGGUCAAUCUUCCUAACGAAUCCGAUCCUCAAAACUGAGUCAUCGUUCCUCACGGCUUGGGUCUCCCAAGAAAUGGGCACAUAUUUGGGCGAACGUGGCAAGAAACUAGAUUAUAAAUACACGCUGACGAAAGGCGCAGAAGGGCUACGAAGAGAGGUCUAA
Messenger RNA from Metarhizium robertsii ARSEF 23, 1038 nucleotides. RefSeq lists its product as uncharacterized. The transcript has 3 exons. Bases 1 to 1038 code for a protein of 345 amino acids. Lineage: Eukaryota; Fungi; Ascomycota; Sordariomycetes; Hypocreales; Clavicipitaceae. The record is from RefSeq and is a predicted model, not a curated record.